Nakaseomyces glabratus is the source of this 4482-nucleotide messenger RNA. It is a transcript of the gene SIN3, whose product is annotated as transcriptional regulator SIN3. Gene Ontology annotation, molecular function: transcription corepressor activity. Gene Ontology annotation, cellular component: Sin3-type complex; chromatin. Gene Ontology annotation, biological process: negative regulation of transcription by RNA polymerase II. The record is from RefSeq and is a predicted model, not a curated record. NCBI's taxonomy places the organism in Eukaryota, Fungi, Ascomycota, Saccharomycetes, Saccharomycetales, Saccharomycetaceae.
AUGAGCAACCAACAAGGAAGUGUCAACCAUGCCAUUGGUAGUGGUGCCGCAGAAACUGUUAAUGUAACACAAAAUGCCACAAGUAAUGUUGGGAUUAAUGAUAAUCAGAAGAUUGACGGAAAUGCCGAAUCAUCUAAUUCAAUCAAUAAUACUAGUAAUAAUAAUAAUAAUAAUGAGAGAAUUAUAUUACCAUCCUUCUCGUCCCUAAAAACAGAAGAUAAUCGUAUAGAUACUUCCAUGAAUCCAAUAGGUCCAAAGUCUAUCACAACUUCUUCUAGUACGCCUGCUUCUGUAGGAUUUUCUGUUGCCAGUCUUGAUAAUCCUUUACCUCCUGCUACUAAGAAGCCAGAAAUAAAGCUUCAUCCACUACCUCAACAGCAGCAGCCGAGGAUCUACACUCAACAGCAACCACAGCAGCAGCAAAUUCUUCAACAAGAUCAGCAGGAAAUUUUGCAAAAUCAACGCCAAGGUAGUACAGGCGCUUCAGAAACAUCUACAACUCAGUCACCCCUUGUGUCAGGACCGGCGCAGACACAGGGUGACCCCAUGUCUUAUAGACCUCUAAAUGUUAAGGAUGCAUUGUCAUAUUUGGAACAAGUUAAAUUCCAGUUUCAUACAAGGCCAGACAUAUAUAAUUUGUUUUUGGAUAUUAUGAAAGAUUUCAAGUCUCAGACAAUUGACACACCUGGUGUAAUUGAGAGAGUAUCAUCGUUAUUUAAAGGGUAUCCCAACUUGAUCCAGGGGUUCAACACUUUCCUUCCUCAGGGAUAUAGGAUAGAAUGCUCAAAUAAUCCAAAUGAUCCUAUCAAGGUAACUACACCAAUGGGGUCUUCUACGACUGUACUAAAUACAGCCCCUCAAAAGUCUCCUUCACCAUCAGAUAUCCAGACUAAUAAUCAGCAAACACAGGCUAUUGCUCAAGAAGCUCAGCUCCAAUCUCAGGCAACACCCAUCCCAACACAACAUGAUGUAGGUCAAAACUUUGGUUCUGCAAAGAAGCCUGCUGAUGUUGAAUUUAGCCAAGCAAUUACGUAUGUGAAUAAGAUUAAGACUCGGUUUGCUGAUCAGCCCGAUAUUUACAAGCAAUUUCUAGAAAUUCUUCAGACAUAUCAAAGGGAACAAAAACCAAUUCAUGAAGUGUAUGCACAGGUAACUAUAUUAUUUCAGAAUGCACCUGAUUUGCUUGAUGACUUUAAGAAAUUCUUACCAGAUUCAUCAGCUUCAGGAUCUGAAGAAACCCAGGUUCAGCAACAGCAGCAUUAUCAGUCUUUAUCAGAUAAGAUGGGAGGUAAUGCUGAGGCUGCAAACUAUGCUGCAAGUGGGAUGAAUGCUCAAACAGGUUAUUAUGAGCCAGUGAAAGGGGGAGUUUCUUACAAUACUCAACAAAAUCAACAUCAACAACAGAACCUCCCUCCAAUUGGCAGUUUCUCACCACCUACAAAUGGGCCUUUUGUUGAUCAAACACAGCAAUCAGCCAAUCCGGAAACUCAGAAAGGUGUUAUGAGCUUGCCUUCUAUGAUGAAUAAUGCAGAAGCAGUAAAGGAGCAAGCUAUAAAGCAGGCGCACUCUCGACUAAUUUCUGAUUCUCAUGAUCACAAUUCCCAGCAACAAGUUCUCUCUCAAAAUAUCCACAGUAAUGAUGACAUUCCUGUUUCCAACCUAAGGACGACUGUUGUUGAGCAAAAUUAUCACCCGGAAACAAUUUAUCAACAACAAGGUAAUGCUCAACAACACAUGGUUGAUGGGGGAUAUGUUGGUACACCUAGUGAGCUAGUUGUUAGACCGGAGAUAGAUUUAGAUCCUAGUCUCGUUCCAGUAGUUCCUGAGCCUACGGAACCUAUAGAGAAUAGUCUAAAUCUGAUGGAAGAAACUAACUUCUUUGAGAGAGUUAAAAAAUCAAUUGGCAACAAACAAAUUUAUAAUGAGUUCCUAAAGAUCCUUAACUUGUUUUCAUUAGAUCUUCUGACAGUAGAUGAAUUGGUAGACAAAGUUGAAUAUUAUAUUGGAGCCAACAAAGAAUUAUUUGACUGGUUCAAAGUCUUUGUCGGUUAUCAGGACAAACCAAAGAGAAUAGAAAAUAUUGUGCAUGAAAAACAUAAAUUAGAUUUAGAUCUAUGUGAGGCCUAUGGUCCUAGUUAUAAGAAACUUCCUAAGACUGAUACAUUCAUGCCCUGUUCUGGAAGAGAUGAUAUGUGCUGGGAAGUGCUAAAUGAUGAGUGGGUCGGACAUCCAGUAUGGGCGUCUGAGGAUUCUGGUUUUAUCGCUCAUAGAAAGAACCAAUAUGAGGAGACUUUAUUCAAGAUAGAGGAAGAAAGACAUGAGUACGACUAUUACAUCGAGUCAAAUUUGCGAACAAUACAAACCUUGGAAACCAUUGCCAAUAAGAUCGCGAACAUGACCGAUGCAGAAAAGGCACAGUUUAGAUUGCCUCCUGGUCUUGGCCAUACUUCUAUGACAAUUUAUAAAAAAGUUAUUAGGAAAGUUUAUGACAAAGAAAGAGGAUUUGAAAUAAUAGAUGCUUUGCAUAACUAUCCGGCCAUAUCAGUUCCAAUUAUAUUAAGAAGAUUGAAGCAAAAAGAUGAAGAAUGGAGAAGAGCACAACGUGAAUGGAAUAAAAUAUGGAGAGAUCUUGAACAGAAAGUUUAUUUCAAAUCUCUAGAUCACCUAGGUCUGACAUUUAAGCAAGCCGAUAAGAAAUUGUUAACAACAAAGCAGUUAAUAUCUGAAAUAAAUGGAAUUAAAGUUGACCAGAAUAGCAAAAGGAUUCAUUGGCUUACCCCUAAACCAAAAAACCAACUUGAUUAUGACUUUCCAGAUUAUGAUAUAUUAUUCGAUAUUAUUGCCUUGGGUUUUGUUUUUACCAUCAAUACUAACCUUUACUCUAACCCAGAUAAGGAAAGAAUUAAAGAUAUGUUGAGAGUUUUUGUAUCACAAUUUUUCUCAAUUCCAUUAAAGGAGGUCAGUGACGCCUUGGAACGCAGAGGAUUCAGUGAUGACAACAAUAAUGAUUCUGAUAAGGGUAGUGGAAAAAUGGAUCAGAUUGCUGAAGAAAUUGGUGAAACUGAGCAAGACACAUCAUCAUCAAAGAAGAGACCUUUUGACAAUGAUUUGAACAUGUCAGAUAUCUUACAUAAAACCAAGCAACAGAAGACAAAGAUGAAUAAAGAGAUGGAUGGCAGCAAAUCCCCUUCGGAAGAUCUCGGUACAGAUAGAAAUGUAGGUACUAUUGAAGAUUCUGGCAGUCUCUCCGAACACAGGAAACAAUGGUUAGUUGGUGAUGUGGUUGACAGUGCGAACAAAGAGACUCCAAUGGAUAACAGGAACAUUUAUAACUUGUUUGCUAACACCAACAUUUACAUCUUCUUUAGGCAUUUAGUUACACUUUACGAGAGAUUAUCAGAGGUCAAACAGAUUAAUGAUGAGAUCAAUAAGGAGAUCAAAUCUAGAAGGGUAACAACUUUUGCUAAAGAUCUAGGACUUAUUUCCACUCAACUAUCUGAACUAGGACUUGAUUUUAAUAGCUCAGAUGCUUAUCAACAACUUUUGACAUUGAGCAAGCGCUUGAUAGAGGGUGAUAUUGAGCACCAAUGGUUUGAAGAGAGUAUAAGACAAGCAUAUAACAAUCGUGCAUUUAAGCUUUAUACAAUUGAUAAAGUUGUCCAAUCGUUUGUGAAGCAUGCGCACACUUUGAUAUCUGAUUCAAAAACAUCAGAAAUAAUGUUGCUGUUUGAAAAUCAAAGAAAUAAUACCUUAACUACCACUAAGGACCAGAUUCUAUACAGAAUUCAAUGUCGUUCACAUAUGUCAAGCACAGAAAAUAUGUUUAGAAUCGAAUAUAAAAGAGAGAAACGUCAUGCAUCAAUUCAAUACAUUGCUCUUGAUGACCUAACUUUAAAGACUGCUAAAUCACCAGAGGAGGCGUGGAACUAUUAUGUCACUUCUUACUCUCUAUCGAAUCCAACUGAAGGGGUUCCGCAUGAAAACUUAGAAGUGCCAUUUUUAGAGAAAGUAAUUGAAUUUGAUCAAGAAUAUAGCAAGGACAAUGGUAAUAAUUCAACUUAUUCUUUGGCUGGUAUUUCAAAGUCCAACUUACAUAUUGAUAUCGACAGAGAGAAAUAUAACUUGAUUUUACAAGGCGGAUCCUCAGAUGUAUACUCACGUGCUACUAUUCAAAAGUAUCCUAUUGUUGCAAGUGAUGAAUCAAGAGCAGCAAAUAUUUCAGAGAAAACUCAAGAGAUCAGAAAGGUUUUAUCACAUUACGAUGGAAAUUCGAAUGAUGACGUAAAUGAGAAAUUCAACUACAUUCUUGCGAAUGGAACUAUUGACGGAUAUGUGAGACAGUCUGCAGCUGUUGUUCAAGAGACGGAGAAGACUUAUAAUGAUGAUUCGGGUAGAAAUACGAGCAGUAUCAAGUCCAUAAUUGGCUCUGCCACUGAAAGAACAGAAAAGCCUUUAAUUAAUGGCUCCCCUAUUAUUGAUUAA